AGAGUUGUACAGCAGAACUGUCAGAUGUUUGGUCCACCCGAGGCUACAGCACCACGAUGGACCUUUUUGAGACCAAUUUCCUCAACGAAUUAAAUUGCCUGGAAAACGGAUCCUUGCAAAAUUUAGAAAUAAGAGGGGAGUCGCCCUUGUUCCGGGAGAGUGACAGCUCCUUAUCGGCCGGCCGGGGACAGCCACUGUUAGAAACUGGAUGCGACAGCGGCGGUGAGGAGCUGAUCGCGUCCCGCCUGGGUCUACAGCCACGCUGCACUGGCCACUGUCUCAUCUGGGCUUGCGCGACUUGCAAGCGAAAGUCGGUGCCGACGGACAGGAGGAAAGCCGCCACCCUGCGAGAGAGGAGGCGGCUGAAAAAGAUCAACGAAGCCUUCGAGAUGCUGAAGAAAAAGGCCGUGCCCGACCCGAGCCAGCGGCUGCCCAAAGUGGAGAUCCUACGCAGCGCCAUCCUGUACAUCGAGAAGUUACAGGACUUGCUGCAAAUGCUGGACGAGCAAGAAAAAAAGUCAGGCGAAAGACCCGCGCAUUUACAGAUCGAAGGAGCGCGACGGGGGCCUUCGCUUAGGAGAGCAAACGUCAUCAGAGACCACAGACACAGGAGGCAUGCCAACUCAAGCUGAAGCUCCUUUCAGAUCUGUGGGCCUGGAGUGGUGGGGAAGCUGGGUACUGAAGCUGAAGCUGGCAGCUGCAGGAAGCUCUUUUUAUUCUGCAGAAAAAUGGCUGGAAAAUUGAAAAUGCCCAUUUGCUAUGUGCGUUACAUGGUUCCCUCGCUGCAAAGGCCCUUCAGCAUCAGCUUGAACGCUGCCGUUCAUGUUCUGCCAUUUUUUGCAAUCUUUGCCUAAAUGAAACCCUUUAGACGAAAAAUAUUAUUAAUUUAGCAAAUAACCUUGGGAUGAUGAAUACACUUAUUUCCUUUAAAAUGAAUAAUAUCAUUUCUCUUUUUACUUUUGUUCCAACAUGUUCGCUAUAUUCUUUCUGUGUUCUGGCGAGAGGACUCAAAAUUACAAGCAGGAACCACGUGUCAGUAGCUCACUGACAGGAGGUGCGUGAUGUGAUUUAGAAGAGACCGUGUCAAGAAGUGCCUCGACUGCCCUAUGAAAAGCCGGGGAACGGAGCACCGAGAAGCUGAAACGUCAGGCUACACUUAGACGCCUGCUUGACAGGGCGAGAGCAAAGACAGUUUCCCACACCUUUGUGGUCAGACUGAAUCCCAUACAGCCCUCAAAAUCAGAGGACAGCAAUGGCCCCCUGUGUAUGUUAAUUACAUAAACAUGCCACAUCCACCCAUUGUCUAUAACAACUUCUCCUGCACAGGGUGACAAAGUACCGUGGGCCUGUCCCAGGAAUCACAGGACCCCGGCAGCUAUACCAGUCUGUUAGAGCCAAUUUGAAUGUUAUUUCAGGCAUACGUACCAAUAGGUAACUUGUAAUGGUUAAAAGUACGGAAGUUUACGUAGCCUUAUUGAUGCUGGAUUUCUAUUGGUCAGGAUGUGAAUCCUAGGCUGUACAUGUGACAAUAGUAAAAAAAUAAAAAAAGAAAGUAAAAAAAAAAAGUGGAUAUAUGCGCAGCUUGGAAGUAUAUAGUCUUUGGACCGUAAAUUCUCAUCCGUUAUUAUUUUGUUCGUCGUUGAUUGUUAAUUGGAAACAUUGAAGCUUAUUUACGACUGAACGUGAUCCCGUUGACGACAACCUUCUUGAAAAUAAAAGAGA
Messenger RNA from Brienomyrus brachyistius, 1722 nucleotides. Its product is annotated as myogenic factor 6-like. The coding region runs from base 57 to 632 and encodes 191 amino acids. Gene Ontology annotation, molecular function: protein dimerization activity; DNA-binding transcription factor activity, RNA polymerase II-specific; RNA polymerase II cis-regulatory region sequence-specific DNA binding. Gene Ontology annotation, biological process: regulation of transcription by RNA polymerase II; positive regulation of myoblast differentiation; muscle organ development. NCBI's taxonomy places the organism in Eukaryota, Metazoa, Chordata, Actinopteri, Osteoglossiformes, Mormyridae. The transcript has 3 exons. The record is from RefSeq and is a predicted model, not a curated record.